This is a messenger RNA of Symbiodinium pilosum, 426 nucleotides long. The record is from the annotation of a GenBank genome assembly. Lineage: Eukaryota; Dinophyceae; Suessiales; Symbiodiniaceae.
AUGAAGGCAUUGGAAUCCCUGGUGGAUGGAAGAGACUACCAAAACCGCCUGGGAGAGGAGGUUCUGCAGCGUCAAGAGGCCGUCCUGCCCACUUUGCAGUCCGCGGCAUCCAUGACUGCAGAUGUGCUCAAGGAGACUCGUCUGUCCUCCGCUCGAGCAUUUGAUGUCCUGAAGUACGACAUCUACACCCCAGGAGCCGGCAAGACCCCGGAGCCUGUGAAGCGUGCUGCAAAUGCACUGGUCGAGGCCUCUUCCGAAACGCGCCGGCGCUUCACACAGUUUAUCAGCGGCAUGGCGCAGGGCUUGGCAGCUGACGUUCAGAGCAGGGGUGUUGCCGCUGCCACUACGGUCGCGCUGGCGGACCUUCCGGACAUGGAGCAAGCACCAGCGACCGAGCCGCAACGCAACAUCAUCUUUCCAGCUUAA